Molecule: messenger RNA, 1197 nt
Organism: Fusarium sp. VM40
Lineage: Eukaryota; Fungi; Ascomycota; Sordariomycetes; Hypocreales; Nectriaceae
Source: the annotation of a GenBank genome assembly
AUGGACCAAACUCAGGCUAUACCAAGUCCGAUUUCUAGUAAGCUCUCCAGUCGAACCCUAUCACCUAAGCCCUUUGUCGACUCCACAACCACCGAGUUCUUCCGACAGCUGGACCAGCGAUACGCCAACGAAAAUGCCGUGCUGGACUUCGGCACCUGGCUGCAGUACUAUGCGUUCGAUGUUAUAGGCGAGCUUACCUACUCCAAGAGACUGGGCUUUGUGGACCAAGGCAAGGAUAUAGACAACGUCAUUGGUAGUCUCGAAUGGCUGCUCAACUAUGCUGCACCCGUUGGUCAAUUGCCGAUUCUUGACAGGCUCCUGCUCAAGAAUCCUCUGAGGCUACAGUUGGCAAAAUGGAGAUUUUCCACCUCGGCGUCGCCUGUCGCCGUCUUUGCUCGCAAUCGUAUGCAGGCUCGAGUUGAUCCGGAGAAACUAGAAGCUAUGACCUUUGACGACAACGAAGGUCGACGUGACUUCCUUUCGCGCUUUCUUGAGGCUCAUCAAAAGGACCCCGAGUUUAUCAGCAACGACCGCGUCCUGGCCUUGACGGUCGCCAACAUGUUUGCAGGAUCUGACACAACAGCCAUCACUUUGCGGGCUAUCUUCUACUAUCUCAUGAAGCACCUAGACGAUAUGAGUACUCUCAUCGGUGAACUUGCCGAGGAGGAAAAGGCAGGAAGGUUUACUCGUGAAGAUGGUCUGUUACUCUGGAACGAGGUCCGGGACCUCCCUUUUCUCAAUGCCGUCAUCAAGGAAGCUUUGCGCUGUCAUCCGGCCGCCGGCCUCAUGCUUGAGCGUAUAGUCCCUGCCAGAGGUCUUCAGACAACCGGAUAUCAUAUUCCUGCUGGUUCGAUCGUGGGUGUUAAUGCCUGGGUCCUGCAUCGAAACAAAGAGAUAUUCGGUCAAGAUGCUGAUCGCUGGCGGCCUUCACGAUGGACUGAAGCCUCCGUUGAAGGGCAAAAACUGAUGGAGAAGUCCUUGUUCUCAUUUGGAGCAGGCUCUCGAACUUGCAUUGGAAAGAACAUCAGUUUACUUGAGAUGUACAAGUUGGUACCUGCCCUUUUACGGAGAUAUAAGCUCGAAUUCCCAUCUUCGGAUAACAACUGGUGCUUGAAUAAUGCGUGGUUCGUUAAGCAAAGUAACUUUAAUGUGCGGUUACAACGUAAGACGAAAGUCUCAUUCAUACCAGAGGAAUAA